AUGGCAGCCACACUGGACAACCACGCACCCACGCACCCGCCAGAAAUGCGCCCUACCGCCAUGACCCUCGACACGCCCGCCAUGCCCAACUCCAAGACAAUCAACACCACCGUCGACCUCAUGUCGCCCGUCAACCAGAACGGCUGCUUCGAGUUUGACCGCAUCAUCAAGGCCGGCACCGUGUCAUGGAAGCCCGUCUACCUUGUCCUGCGCCCAAACUACCUUUCCAUCUACAAGGACAAAGAUGAGACCAAGCUGCGCCAUCAGAUCAACCUCACCGAGAUCACCGCCGUCGCUCGCCAGCGAGACUCGAAGAAGAAGAUGGACCACGUCUUUGGCAUCUUCUCGCCUGCCCGCAACUACCACCUCGGCGCCUCGACCGACAAGGCCGCCCAGGAAUGGGUCCACCUCAUCCGCACAGAGGCUCGCAUUGGCGUCGAGGACGAGGCCGACAUGGCCAUCCUGAGCCCAGCUCCUGACAAGGUCACUUUUGCUGCCGCAGCAGCUGCUGCUGAUGCUUCUUCUUCCUCGGCCAAUCGGGAAAACGUCGUCUCCAGCUCCUCCGAGGCUGAACCGCGACCCUCGAGUUCCAUGGUGCCUGAGCACAUGCACAGCGCCCGCCGACCCUCGCAGACUCUCAACUACUCGGGCGGCGAGUACGGCUCCAUAUCCGAUUUUGACUUUUCCGACACAAACCAGGCCUCGCCCAACCCGCUACCCCGACAGAUCACACAGGAUAAGCGCACUCUUAGCCAGCACAGCAACGUUGGCGCCACGCCCGGCGACGAGCGCGUCGUCUACCACGGUUGGCUGUACAUACUCAAGUCAAAAGGCGGCGUGCGCCAGUGGAAGAAGAUUUGGGUUGUCCUCCGCCCCAAGUGCCUCGCCUUUUACAAGAACGACGGAGAGUACUCCGCCACGCACAUCAUACCUUUUACAAGCAUCAUCGAUGCAGUCGACAUUGACCCCCUCUCGCGCAGCAAGCAACACUGCAUGCAAGUCAUAUGCGAGGAGAAGAACUACAAGUUCUGUGCAUCCGACGACGAUUCGCUCGCAAGAUGGCUUGGAGCAUUCAAGAGCCUGCUUGUCAAAAAAGACGCGCAGCAGAUGCGCAUCUCCCCGCCAGCCACCAACACGGCAAACACACAACCGCCGCCUGUGCCAGCAUCCAUACCACAACCUGCUACUGCCACUGCUACUGCCGCGUGA
Bipolaris oryzae ATCC 44560 is the source of this 1209-nucleotide messenger RNA. RefSeq lists its product as uncharacterized. The transcript has 2 exons. The record is from RefSeq and is a predicted model, not a curated record. Bases 1 to 1209 code for a protein of 402 amino acids. NCBI's taxonomy places the organism in Eukaryota, Fungi, Ascomycota, Dothideomycetes, Pleosporales, Pleosporaceae.